Messenger RNA from Aspergillus mulundensis, 1074 nucleotides. It is a transcript of the gene zrfA, whose product is annotated as high-affinity Zn(2+) transporter ZRT1. Gene Ontology annotation, cellular component: plasma membrane. The record is from RefSeq and is a predicted model, not a curated record. The coding region runs from base 1 to 1074 and encodes 357 amino acids. NCBI's taxonomy places the organism in Eukaryota, Fungi, Ascomycota, Eurotiomycetes, Eurotiales, Aspergillaceae. The transcript has a single exon. Gene Ontology annotation, molecular function: high-affinity zinc transmembrane transporter activity. Gene Ontology annotation, biological process: zinc ion import across plasma membrane.
AUGGCCACCUUCAACGCCUCCGAGGUCAACCUCCACACAGCCAGCCAGGCAGAUGUGCUCUGCUACUACGCCAUCUCCGACAAUGACUACAACGGGCACCUCGGAGCCCGCAUCUCCUCCAUCUUUGUCAUCCUCUUCGUCUCCACCGCAUUCACUUUCUUCCCCGUCGUUUCCAAGAGCCUUCCCAGCUGGAAAAUCCCACACAGCGUGUACAUCUUCGCGCGGUACUUCGGAACAGGCGUUAUCCUAGCCACAGCAUUCAUCCACCUCCUCGAUCCAGCCUACAAGCGCAUCGGGCCGAAGACCUGCGUCGGGGUGUCGGGGUACUGGGGCGAGUACUCGUGGUGUGCGGCGAUUGUGCUUGCCGCCGUGGUGGGGAUCUUCCUGCUUGAUCUCGCGGCUGAGGUGUACGUCGAGAGGAAGUACGGCAUCGAGCGCGAUGAGACUGCCACCACGGCCUUCAUCACGCAAGCUCCACGGACCGACGCAGCUCACACAACCGAGCUCGAGCAAGCUUCCAAAGAACCCGCCCAACACUCUACCACCCCGUCAUCAGACUCGAACUCCCAGACAGCCUCACGCGCCUUCUCGCAGCAAAUCGCCGCAUUCCUAAUCCUCGAAUUCGGCAUCAUCUUCCACUCCGUCAUAAUCGGCCUGAAUCUAGGCGUGACGGGCUCCGAAUUCGCGACCCUUUAUCCCGUCCUCGUCUUCCACCAGUCCUUCGAGGGCCUGGGGAUCGGCGCCAGACUGUCCGCGAUCCCCUUUCCAAAGCACAAACGAUCACUCUCGUAUAUACUGUGCUUGUUGUACGGUCUUACAACGCCCAUCUCCAUUGCGAUUGGCCUGGGCCUUAGGACAAGCUAUAAUCCCAAGAGCAAGGAGAGCUUGAUUAUCCAGGGUGUCUUCAAUGCGGUUUCGGCGGGGGUGUUGAUUUAUUCUGCGCUUGUGGAGUUGCUGGCACGAGACUUUCUGUUCGAUCCGCAGAGGACGAAGAAGAGGGCGCAGUUGGUCUAUAUGGUGUUUUGUGUGUUGCUUGGGGCGGGGAUUAUGUGCUUGAUUGGGAAGUGGGCGUGA